AUGGUGGCGUCCGAGUAUGAGAGAUGUGUUAGGUUUCAGGAUGGCCUAAGGGAUAAUCUGAGGGUUCUAAGAGCUCUACAGAGGGAGCGUGACUUCACGGUUUUGGUAAAGAAAGUAAAGAUUGCUGUGGAUGUUAAGCGCGCGAAGAGCCAAAACAGAGACCUUAAGAGAGUCAGAGUGAGGGCCCCUGUUUCUUCUAUUGCUCUGAUUGGGUUGCAGUUGUGCAGUGAUUGUGGUAGACGCCAUCCAGGCGAGUGUUGGUGGAGGAUUGAGGCCUGUUUGAGAUGUGGGUCUUUAGAGCAUCUUAUUCGGGAGUAUCCAUUGAGGGCUGAUCAGGUGCAAGCUCCGACAUCAGGUUCCGCGCAGCCACAAGGAGUAGUGCAGCAACCACUUAGGGGCAGUGGUCAGGCUAGGGGUGGUAAUGGUAUGGGACGAGGGCAGAGAGCACCAUGCCAAGGUACUGGUCAGACAGAGGCAAGGCAGCCUACUUUGGUUUAUGCUGCACGUCACCAAAAGGACAGAGAUACUCCUGACGUCAUCACCGACAUAGUGUCUACUCACUCAUACAUAGCUAGUAAUGUAUCUGAGAAUUUGGGGACUUCUGUGGAGAGCACUAUGAGUGAGGUCACUUUCGAUAUAAUUCUGGGAAUAGACUGGUUGGUUAAGCACCGGGUUAGCCUGGAUUAUCCGAUUAAGAGGGUCGUUCUGAGAACUAAGGUGGAUGAUGAGGUGGUUGUGAUCGAAGAGUAUCGAGAUUAUUUGUCUAAUGUGAUCUCCGUGCUUGUAGCUGAGAAAUUGAUUCUUUUUCCUGAGGAGUUACCAGAAUUGCCUCUGAACCGAGACAUUGAAUUUGGGAUCGAGCUUCUUUCGGGUACAGAUCUGAUGUCCAUCACUCCCUACCGUAUGGCACCGAAGAAGCUUACAAAACUUAAGGCUCAACUGCAGGAACUUUUGAACCGUGGUUUCAUCCGUCCUAGUUUAAGGGUUAAGGAGGCUGAUGUUUAUAAGACCGCACUUAGGAUUCGUUAUGGAUAUUACGAGUUCCUAGUUAUGUCUUUUGGUUUGACAAAUGCAUCGGCUGCAUUCAUGGAUAUGAUGAAUUGUGUAUUUCAACCCUAUUUGGAUCAGUUCAUCGUGGUCUUCAUCGAUGACAUUCUGUUAUACUCUAAGACUAAGGAUAAGCAUGAUGAGUAUUUUAGAGUAGUGCCUCAGAUUUUACGUGAGAAGCAGCUCUAUGCUAAAUUCAGCAACUGUGAGUUCUGGCUACGUGAAGUGACUUUCUUGGGGCACGUAGUUUCUGCUGAAGGGAUUCGAGUUAAUCAUGGAAAGAUCGAGGCUGUGCUGGGUUGGAAACAGCCUAUCAAUGUAUCUGAGAUCCGUAGCUUUUGGGGUUUGGUGGGAUACUGUCGAUGUUUCGUUGAGGGGUUCUCUUUGAUUGCUGCACCAUUAACUAAGCUUCUGCGUAAGGGUUUACCAUUUUUCUGGAUUGAUACGCAACAAUCAAGCUUUGAGAAGCUCAAAUCUACUUUAAAUCAGGCUCCUGUUCUGAUACAGCCUGAAUCUGAAAAGGAGCUUGUAGUAUACAGUGAUGCUUUGCAUGCUAGAUUGGGUUGUCCUCUGAUGCAGCAUGGUAAGGUUGUGGCUUAUGCCUCCCGUCACCUUAAGACACACGAAGGACAUUAUCCUACGCAUGACCUUGAGCUAGCUGCUGUGUAUCAUCCUGGUAAGGCCAAUGUGGUCGCCAAAGCUCUAAGCCGAAGAGCGAUGUCUGAUUUGAGGGUGAUGUUUUCUCGCCUUAGUUUGUUUGAUGAUGGGAGUCUGUUAGUCGAGUUACAGAUUGAGAGUGGCACUACUGCAGACUUUGGGGUAAAUAGUUACGGUGUUUUGUGUUUUCAAGGACGGAUAUAUAUACCGAACGAUUCUGAUCUGAGGCAGUGUAUUUUGAAGGAGGCGCAUAAUAGCCUUUAUGCUAUGCAUCCCGGUGGUAAUAAGAUGUAUCAUGACCUCCGUGAGUUGUACUGGUGGCCAAGUUUAAAGCGUGAAGUUAUUGAUUUUGUUGCUCGUUGUCAGACAUGCCAGUAA
Gossypium arboreum is the source of this 2082-nucleotide messenger RNA. RefSeq lists its product as uncharacterized. The coding region runs from base 1 to 2082 and encodes 693 amino acids. NCBI's taxonomy places the organism in Eukaryota, Viridiplantae, Streptophyta, Magnoliopsida, Malvales, Malvaceae. The record is from RefSeq and is a predicted model, not a curated record. The transcript is spliced from 8 exons.